AUGUAAACUUAAGAAAAUUGGUUGGACAACUCUAUAGAACCAUUUCAAAAGUUCGAAUAAGCUCAUUCCAAUUCUAUUGAAUGUCUGUAAUUUAAUCCUUCGAAUCAAUCUGAGUUGGCAACAGGUUCGCAUGAUAAAUUAAUAAAACUUUGGGAUGUUACAAAGUAAAAAGAAUCGUCUAAAUUUACAGGACACAAAGAAGGGGUUUGGUCGAUAAGCUAUUCACUUGAUGGAAAAUAAAUUUUUAGCGGAUCUCCCGAUAAAUCAAUUUUAGUUUGGGAUGCUAAAAGCGGAAAGAAUGUUUCAGCUUUAAAGGAACAUAAAAACAGAAUAUACUGGACAGAGGUGAGCGACAAUGGACUAUAUCUAGCAAGUGGAGGAUAAGAUGGACAUCUUAUACUUUGGGAUCUAAGAAAAUUGAAACUUAUAAAAGAUCUUUAAAUAUCCAUGGAUAUUGUUUACAACAUCAAUUUCAGCCAAUAAAGCAAAUACUUCUUUACUGGAGACUCAAUGGGAGUUAUUAAAGCUUAUGACAGUCAAAAAAUCGAAGAGAUUUCGAGUACAAAGCCUACAUAAAAGAAUAAAUGUUAUGCGAUUUAGUCAUUAAAAAUAUCAGAGGAUAACUAUAAAUUGUUUGUGGCAUCAAAAAAUUAAAGUAUUAGCGAGUAUAAUUUUGAUGGUAAGAAGAAAGAAUUAACGAAGGCUAACUAAUCUGCUGUUCAUUGUGAUAGUGUUCAUUGUUUAAAUUUUGAUAAGGAUAAAAGAAGAUUUGCAACAGGAGCUAGAGAUGGAGCUGCAAGGGUCUGGCAAACGGAAAGGAAGGGAGCUGUUUACAAUCCCUUGUACAAUUUGAUCGGACAUAAACAGAGAAUUACUGCAAUCGAAUUUCAUGGAACAGGAAAGAUGAUUGCUACUUGCAGUUGGGAUUAAAAUAUCCAUUUAUACAAAAUAUGA
This is a messenger RNA of Paramecium tetraurelia, 954 nucleotides long. RefSeq lists its product as uncharacterized. The transcript is spliced from 7 exons. Gene Ontology annotation, molecular function: protein binding. The record is from RefSeq and is a predicted model, not a curated record. NCBI's taxonomy places the organism in Eukaryota, Ciliophora, Oligohymenophorea, Peniculida, Parameciidae.